CGGUCCCGUCAUGUGAUGGAUUCGGGGGCGGGGAUUCCGCCCAGGGGGCGGGGCCGCGACUGGGAGGUGGAGACCAGGCGGGGACUGUUGCCCGGCGACGCUCCGGCGCUGGGUCCCCGCGGCCCGGCCCCUCCCCGGGAGGAGGUGGGCUUGGAGUCAGGUGACCCGGGCCCUACGGGAGGGGGCGCGGUUAGGGACCCGGCAGCAGGCGGCCGGGAAGAGAGCAUCGUGGGACGUUCGCGUGGUUCCCAGGCUGGGACCCCAACCCCGCUGGACAGUGGGGGAAACUGAGGCCUGAGUGGGCCCACGGAGGACCAUGAAGGUGCUUCUCCUCACAGGGCUGGGGGCCCUGUUCUUCGCCUAUUAUUGGGAUGACAACUUUGACCCAGCCAGUCUCCAGGGAGCCCGAGUGCUGCUGACAGGGGCCAACGCUGGUGUCGGUGAGGAGCUGGCCUAUCACUACGCGCGCCUGGGCUCCCACCUGGUGCUCACUGCCCACACCGAGGCCUUCCUGCAGAAGGUGGUAGGGAACUGCCGGAAGCUGGGCGCCCCCAAGGUCUUCUACAUCGCAGCGGACAUGGCCUCCCCUGAGGCGCCCGACAGCGUGGUGCAGUUUGCGCUGGACAAGCUGGGCGGGCUGGAUUACCUCGUGCUGAACCACAUCGGCGGCGCCCCGGCCGGCACGCGGGCCCGCAGCGCCCAGGCAACGCGCUGGCUCAUGCAGGUCAACUUUCUGAGCUACGUGCAACUGACGUCGCGGGCGUUGCCCAGCCUCACGGACAGCAAGGGCUCGCUGGUGGUGGUGUCGUCGCUGCUCGGCCGCGUGCCCGCGUCGUUCUCCACCCCGUACUCGGCGGCCAAGUUCGCGCUGGACGGCUUCUUCGGCUCCCUGCGGCGGGAGCUGGACGUGCAGGACGUGAACGUGGCCAUCACCAUGUGCGUCCUGGGCCUCCGAGAUCGCGCCUCCGCCGCCGAGGCAGUCAGGGGAGUCACGAGGGUCAAGGCGGCCCCGGGGCCCAAGGCGGCCCUGGCCGUGAUCCGCGGCGGCGCCACGCGCGCGGCCGGCGUCUUCUACCCGUGGCGUUUCCACCUGCUGUGCUUGCUCCGGCGCUGGCUGCCGCGCCCGCGGGCCUGGUUCAUCCGCCAGGAGCUCAACGUCACGGCCGCGGCUGCCGCCUGAGCACCGAGGGGUACCCCUCCACGUCCCGGACGGGAACGCUCCUCCCUCCAACUGUCCCUGGAGCCAGGACACUCACAAUGGACACCCCUGAGAGGGUGGCCACAGCCCAAGAUAAAUUCAUCAAGACAGAAAAGCAAAACCCGGAAAAACGACGGGCGCCUGGAACCAAUCAUAGCUUCGGAGGCGCAGGCGCUCUGUGUUAGGCGCCUUGUCCCGGACUUGUGUCGCCUCACCAGUUUGGACGUGAUGGAUGACAUGACUGCUUCCAUUUUACAGAUGAAAAAAUAGGCUCAGAGAGGUCACACCACCCUUGAGCCAGCCAUGGACCCCACUCCAUUACCUGCCUGCGCCUCUUCGUCGCCGAUUUAUUCUUUGCACUCAUUCAUUCCAUCUGGGAGGAUCCCCUCCUCCGGACACCUGCCGGCUUCCCCCAGCUGGGGGCUCUGGGACUCUUCACACCUGCAGGGAUGUCUGCACUGUCCGUGUACCUGGUGGCGGGGCCUAAGAGGGAGGAGGAGGGAAAGUGUGUGUUUUGGGCUGGACCCAGUCUUCCGUUUGAGAAUAAAAAUGCUUCUUCCCUUGCA
Sapajus apella (tufted capuchin) is the source of this 1764-nucleotide messenger RNA. It is a transcript of the gene HSD11B1L, whose product is annotated as hydroxysteroid 11-beta dehydrogenase 1 like. Gene Ontology annotation, cellular component: intracellular membrane-bounded organelle. Lineage: Eukaryota; Metazoa; Chordata; Mammalia; Primates; Cebidae. The transcript has 8 exons. Bases 317 to 1180 code for a protein of 287 amino acids. The record is from RefSeq and is a predicted model, not a curated record. Gene Ontology annotation, molecular function: oxidoreductase activity.